Molecule: messenger RNA, 2638 nt
Organism: Magnolia sinica
Lineage: Eukaryota; Viridiplantae; Streptophyta; Magnoliopsida; Magnoliales; Magnoliaceae
Product: heat stress transcription factor A-2b
Exons: 2
Coding region: 580-1644 (354 amino acids)
Biological process (GO): regulation of transcription by RNA polymerase II
Cellular component (GO): nucleus
Molecular function (GO): RNA polymerase II cis-regulatory region sequence-specific DNA binding; DNA-binding transcription factor activity
Source: RefSeq, a predicted model, not a curated record
AGCUAUUUAAACGACCACACUCCCUCGAUAACCUCUUUCCAAGUCUAUGAUUCUUCCGCUGAAUUCUCUAUCUUUGAAGUUUUUAUCAAAAUCUAAAUUUUUUUCAAAAGUUGCAUUGAAUUUCACUUGUUUUGGGGUUCAAUCUUCAUUUCAAUCGAUACCCAAUUGCUGUUUUCUUCCAUUGGAAAGAAAUUCUUUCUGUAAUCUUCUUGAUAUUCUCCUCUCUUCCUUUCUCUGUUUUUCUUGUUCUGUUUUGAGCUGAAAAUUGCCACUUUUUUCUGAUUUCCAGCUUCUUGAUCUACUCACCUGCAUUUCCAUCGAAACCCAUUUCGUUUUCCUCAAUUUGAACCUCUUUCUCUCUUCCGAAGUCUUUUUCAUCUAUCCCAAAACCCCCAUCGUCUUCUCUCUGUACAUCUUUCCCUGUUUUAUUCUCUGUUCUUCACCAAAACUUGCAUUUUCCUCUGUAUUAUUGCAUUUCCAUCAAAACCCAUUUCUAAUUUGACAAUCGAAGUUCGUCUCUUACAAAAAAUUAGAUUACUUUGAUUGCAUUUUACUACCUUUUCUCUCUUUUUUACAGACAUGAAUCCACAUAAUCCGGUUAAAGAGGAGUUUCCAGGAUCGAGCUCCUUCAGCCCACCUAUCGUUCCUCCCCAGCCAAUGGAGGGCUUACACGACUUGGGUCCACCGCCUUUCCUCACUAAGACAUUCGAUAUGGUGGAUGAUCCGAGCACGAAUGAGGUGGUUUCCUGGAGCGAGUCCAACAGCAGCUUCGUAGUGUGGGACCCGCACACCUUUUCAAUGAAUCUUCUUCCAAGAUACUUCAAGCACAACAAUUUCUCUAGCUUUGUCAGGCAGCUCAACACAUAUGGAUUCAGAAAGGUGGAUCCUGAUAGAUGGGAGUUUGCCAAUGAGGGAUUUCUCAAAGGUCAGAGGCAUCUACUUAAGAACAUCAGGAGGAGAAAGCCACCCUCUCGACCCUCUCUACAACAGCAAGCUUUAGGCCCUUGUCUUGAAGUGGGACAGUUCGGAUUAGAUGCAGAGGUCGACCGUCUGAGGCGAGACAAGAACAUUUUAAUGAUGGAAUUGGUAAAAAUCAGACAGCAGCAACAAAACACCAGAGCCCAUCUUCAAGCCAUGGAAGAAAGGUUGCAAGGGACAGAACAAAAGCAGCAACAGAUGAUGGCAUUCUUAGCUAAAGCAAUGCAAAACCCAACCUUCUUGCAGCAAUUGAUACAGAAGAAGGAGAAAAGGAAGGAGCUUGAAGAAGCAAUAACCAAGAAGAGGAGAAGGCCCAUUGAUAGAAGGUCCGGUGGGGGUGAAUCGAGCCAGAUAGGUGACCCAGAAAUGUCUGUUAAAACCGAAGAGCCGGAUUUCGAAGGCCUUUAUGGCUCUGAUGUCUCAGAGCUGGAGGUCCUUGCACUGGAGAUGCAGGGAUUUAGGAGAACUCAAAAGGAAGAAGAACAAGGAGAGCAUGACCAGCAAGAACAAAAAGAUGAAAAUGAACUCAACAAUGACUUUUGGGAAGAGCUGUUGAAUGAGAAGUUUGGAGAUGAAAAGGGGGCUUCAGAUAUUGAAGGAAGAGAAGAUGAGGAUGUGAAUGUCUUGGCUGACAGAUUGGGUUAUUUAGGUUCCAGCCCAAAGUAGAGAGAGAAUCGUAUCUUUGGUCUUUUGCUUUGCUUUUCCUCUAAUUCAAUUUCAGCUGACUUCGAUCGCCAGAACUUUUCUAUCCUGGUAGAUAACCUUCUGUAUCUAAUUUGAUUGGACUUCCUUAUUCGAACUCAUAUCCAUGCUGCACCUACCUGGAUGGAUGUCAUUGCACCCAUUAUCCAUCUUGGCUUUUGUACUGUUUCAAUAUUCAAAUGGAGUAUGGGUGUAUGCAAAUCAGAAAGGCUGGGUGUAAAUAGUCUCUCCCCUUCGUCAUCCAUUGUCUAUGAGUUCUCUUUUUCUUUUCCAAUUUUCUUAAGAACCCAAAUAUUCAUUGGGUUCUUUUCCAUCUUUCAUUUGGGUUCUAUAAUGCUUUGAAAGGCUAUAACUUUCAUCUGGGUUUUUGGAUUUUGAGCAGAAGAUGCUGAAAUUUCAUAGUAAUCUGCAGAAACAACAAUGGAGAGGGAACCAGGCAUUAGUAUCCUUUACAGCCAUCAUGUUCACUAGUUAUGUUUUACAUUGAUUUUUAUUGGGUUCUCUGUCUUUUCUGUUUCUCUUGGUUUAUAAGGCCUCUCUCACUGUCUGUCUGAGCAGCUUGCAGGAAUAGCAUGGAAGAGUCUCUGGAUGUCUCGACCAUUAUUUUUCUGAAAGUCUGUCACUCUUCCUCACCUAACAUUUCUCUAUACAUUGCUUGAUUCUUCAUGCAAUUACUUUUGUUUAAAUGCAUCUGAAAAUGGGUGCAGGAUGUUCAGCAGCAAUGGGACUUGAAGAGGGGGUGGCUCCAGAGCUCAACCAACGGUCAGAUGAUAUUUUCGAAAUGUGAGUUAUUAACAGCUAGCUUCUCCUUGUCGGUUAGAUUUUAAUGUAGUCAAUGUAACGGAGGGUUGAGGCAUUGAGAAUAUCAUUACAAAUGGUCGGUGAUGAUGUUAACAGUUUCGUAUGUAGUGGUAUUUUUAAUCUGUGACAGUGCCAGGGCUCUUUUGUCUUUUUCUCA